CCGGGCCCCGCGGCGUUGCGCUGGCGUGCCCGCCUUGCUUCCCUGCCGCUCAUCGGCACAGGUGUGCCAUCGGUCGCUUCCCGAAGGAAGAUCCCGUCCUCGGCCUGCUUCUAGUGGAAACGGAAACGGGUUGGUUGCCUCCUGCCCGAACGGGCCCUGUGGCGACAGGAGCAUCAUCCAAGGUGCUCUUGGGAUGCUCCUGCCAGAUGAAAUGAAGUAGGUGGCACAAGAGAGAUGGUCUGAAGUUGUGCGCUCUGUGUAUGGAACACCUUCUCCACAGUGGCUCACCUAGCACACACAUUUGUAUCUUUUCAGAACCAUAUUUCUGAGAACAGCCUUAGCCAUGGCCACAGGAGGGAAGGGCGGCCACUCCAGCGGUGCUCUCUACACCAACCGCUUGAUUCACGAGAAGUCUCCUUACCUCCUCCAGCAUGCCCACAAUCCCGUCGACUGGUACCCAUGGGGCCAGGAAGCCUUUGAUAAGGCAAGGAGAGAGGAUAAACUGAUAUUUCUAUCAGUGGGCUAUUCGACCUGCCAUUGGUGCCAUGUGAUGGAGCAGGAAUCCUUCCAGAAUGAAGAAAUCGGUCAGAUCCUGAAUGACAACUUUGUCUGCAUCAAGGUGGAUCGUGAGGAGCGGCCAGAUGUUGACAAAGUUUACAUGACUUUUGUCCAGGCGACCAGCAGUGGAGGCGGCUGGCCAAUGAGCGUGUGGCUGACCCCUGAUCUCAAGCCAUUUGUAGGUGGGACCUAUUUCCCCCCAGAGGAUGGGAUUUACCAAGUUGGAUUUCGGACCGUUCUACUCCGCAUCCUAGAGCAGUGGAAACGGAAUAAAACGGGUCUUUUGGAAAACAGCGAGAAAAUCUUGUCUGCAUUGUUAGCCAGGACGGAUGUUGGUGCUCGAGGGGAAGAAGCCCCUCCAUCUUCAAAGGAGGUGAUGAGCAGGUGUUUCCAGCAGUUGUCAGAGUCUUAUGAUGAAGAAUAUGGUGGAUUCUCUGAGUCUCCCAAAUUCCCUACUCCAGUCAAUCUCAGUUUCCUCUUCUCCUACUGGGCUCUUCAUCGCUCAGCACCUGAAGGAGUUCGAGCACUUCAGAUGGCACUACAUACCCUCAAGAUGAUGGCAUACGGUGGGAUUCACGAUCAUAUUGCCCAGGGGUUCCAUCGCUACUCCACAGACCAGCGCUGGCAUGUCCCUCACUUUGAAAAGAUGCUGUAUGAUCAAGGGCAGCUGGCGGCCGCCUACGCCAAGGCCUAUCAGAUUUCUGGCGAUGAAUUAUUUGCCGACGUUGCGGCAGACCUUCUGUGCUAUGUCUCCCGGGACCUGAGUGACAAGUCUGGGGGGUUUUACAGUGCAGAGGAUGCAGAUUCCUACCCCACUGUCCAGUCAGAAGAGAAGCAAGAAGGGGCGUUCUGUGUGUGGACCGCUGAGGAGAUCCGGUGGCUCCUGCCAGACCCCAUUGAAGGGAUUCCAGAGAAAAAGACCAUGGCAGAUGUCUUCAUGCAUCACUUCGGCGUUAAGGAGGGUGGCAAUGUGAAUCCACUGAAGGACCCUCACAAUGAGCUAAAGGGGAAAAACGUCCUGAUCGUGCAGUAUUCCCUGGAACUCACAGCUGCCCGGUUUGGGCUGGAGCUGGAACAGCUGAAGACGCUGCUCAUUAAGAGCAGGGAGCGACUGUAUAAGGCACGGGCCCUGCGGCCCCGGCCUCACCUGGACUCCAAGAUGCUGGCCUCCUGGAACGGCCUGAUGAUCUCCGGCUUUGCCCAGAGCGGAGCCAUCUUGGGCAGGGAGGAGUACGUUGAGCGGGCUGCAUGCGCGGCUCACUUCCUGCGGAACCACAUGUUCAAUGCCGACAGCGGGAAGCUGCUCAGGAGUUGCUACCGGGGCCAAGGCGACUCCGUGGAAAAGAGUUCAGUCCCCGUCCAGGGUUUCCUUGAGGAUUAUGUCUUCGUGAUCCAAGCACUCUUCGAUCUUUAUGAGGCCUCGCUGGAUUCGAGCUGGUUGGAGUGGGCUGUGCAGCUGCAGCACAAGCAGGACGAACUCUUCUGGGACCCAAAGGGCUUUGCCUACUUCUCCACGGUGGCUGCCGACCCUUCCUUGCUUCUGCGCAUGAAGGAUGAUCAAGAUGGUGCCGAGCCCAGUCCCAACUCCGUGGCUGCCACUAAUUUGCUCCGGGCGGCCAGCUACACCGGCCACAAGGAAUGGGUGAAGAAGGCUGGGCAGCUGUUGGCUGCCUUCUCAGAGAGGCUGCUGAAGAUCCCCGUGGUUCUCCCAGAGAUGGCCCGAGCCACUGCAGCCUUCCACCUGACACUCAAGCAGGUUGUUAUCUGUGGUGAUCCCACAGGAGAAGACACCAGAGAGCUGCUGCACUGUUACUAUUCUACCUACACACCUCACAGGGUGCUGAUUCUUGCUGAUGGGGAUACAACCGGAUUCUUGUACCGUCACCUGGGCUUCCUCUCCUCUCUGGAGAAGAAAGAUGGAAAAGCCACUGCUUAUCUGUGUGAAAACUUUGCCUGCUCUUUGCCUGUCACCUCCAGCCAGGACCUCCGCCGCUUGCUGUUGCCCUGAGCUGUCAUCCAUGGUAGCUGUCGCAUCUCAAUGGACAUGAGACGAGAGAGCCCAGAAUUUAACCAGACAGUGCUAGCUGCUUGGACAUCACAAUAAAGUUGCCUUCAGAAUA
Molecule: messenger RNA, 2678 nt
Organism: Varanus komodoensis (Komodo dragon)
Lineage: Eukaryota; Metazoa; Chordata; Lepidosauria; Squamata; Varanidae
Gene: SPATA20
Product: spermatogenesis associated 20
Exons: 17
Coding region: 344-2566 (740 amino acids)
Biological process (GO): carbohydrate metabolic process
Source: RefSeq, a predicted model, not a curated record